Molecule: messenger RNA, 2066 nt
Organism: Athalia rosae (coleseed sawfly)
Lineage: Eukaryota; Metazoa; Arthropoda; Insecta; Hymenoptera; Athaliidae
Product: cysteine-rich venom protein 1-like
Exons: 5
Coding region: 796-1074 (92 amino acids)
Source: RefSeq, a predicted model, not a curated record
UUCCAGGAAACCUUUCGCCCGGGUCAUAAUUGCACGAGACGAUGUAUAAAAGGCUGAGUCGAAGAAGUGCAUUCAACAGACGUAAUCAGAAUGUCUUGGAAAGUAAUAACGAUAAUCUUAAUCUUUUGCACAGUUGCUCGAGCUGCCGGUUCAAAUGAAACCGAUUGCGAACCCGGAAAGGUAUGGCUACCUUGCGGAUCGGCUUGUCCAGCGGAUUGCCAAAAUCCCCUAAGAUUUUGUCUCAAGCAAUGCGUGCCAGGUUGUUUCUGCCCGUUUCCAUACCUAUGGAAUGAAAAGUUACAAAAAUGCGUGCCUUUCUUCUUCUGCGCAUUCACUGGUUUGACAUGGUGAAAAAAAUCCACGAUUCGUCAGCGCUACAUUUCCACUUGUAUUUCGAUUAAUCCAAGUCCAACUGUAACGAAAUAAUGAUCUUUAGUCACAAAUAAAUACAAAUAUUUCCCGACUGGCGUGUGUAUAACUCGUUGAAUUCACUUUUCAAAGUCGGACUUGAUAACGGAAGGUACGAACGUGCGACAAGUUAAUUUCACAUGGAAGUGCAGUUUUUUCGUACGAGGUCGUAUUUACUCGUAAUCAAGAAGGUGGGGUAUAUUGACUCAAUGUUUUCUUUUCAUCGUAGUAAAUUAAUUACGAUUCGGAGCAUACCCAUACCUCUUACGUACGGUAUGAAAAAUGGGUCAAGGUCACACACAUCGGCAAGGUUAAUUUUCCGAGGUAUUUAAAUGAUAGCGUGAAGAAAUUCGCGGAUCAUUCGUCGUAUCGAAUGACGGUGUGAGGAUGUCUAAAAUCGUAGUGCUGUUUCUGGUCGUUUGCUUGAUUUACGCAGUCCGAGCCCAAUCGCCGUGCACCAUCGGAGAGGAAUACAGUAAUUGCGCACCAGCUUGUUACCCGACCUGCACGGAUCCGAGCCCCACCUGUAAAGAACCAAACUCGAUAUUUCAGGGGUGCAAGAGAUCCUGCGUUUGUAAAUCUGGUCUCGUGAGGGACGAACGUUCGAAAAGAUGCGUUCGCCCAUCGCAGUGCUCGAUGGAAAAGGAUCGCCGGCUUACAAUUUGACAAUCGGAAUUUUGAAGAUCGGAAGCGAGUCGCGCGAUAUCGGAUCUCGCUUAAUUUUCAGCAACAAAUCAACGAGUGAACGUGCAACGCUCUACGACGCUACAUUUUCACCUGUUGAACGCGUAUUUUCAAGUAAAACGAAUACAUUCUAGCUGUUGAAUAUUAAACAUAAGCAGUUCUCGAUCCCGUGUUUAUUGCGUCUGUAGCUAUAAAUGGCGCUGAAUCGACGACAAUGAACUUGAAACUGCGCCUUCGUAGAAACUGGAGGUAACUAGAGCACCGAGUGAAGCGAUAUCGUAUCUCAUUUAUAUAUGUAUACGCAUUUACACCUGACUCGCUGUACGUACGGUAUCGCUGCAAGGCUGAUGUCACGCAAAUAUUUGCCUGUAUAUCUAUGCAAACGUGUAAACGCUCGUGAAUAUUAUUCAUCCGAGGUGUCAUUGACGCGCGCGAAAUAGACGAGCGUAUAAUGAUCGUUAUUGCGUAUACAUGUAAAACUAGAAGAAGCUCGUAAGUGGUUUAUUUUUGGUUGGUGAGAUUUAAUCCGAUGACAUUUUAGAAUGCCUACGUUUCCCAUACAUAUUUGGUCUAAAUUAUACAGCUGUUAUACCGCAGACUAUUAUUUCCAAGCAACUUUUGCGUCGCAAAAAGAAUUAUCGUACCUUUUCCUCCGUGUCACGUGUGAAUUCAAAUACAAAUUUUUAGAUAGCGUUACCAUUAUUUCACGCCAACCAUUUUCUUCACGCCGUCAUCGAAAUGAACGUCAUUGAAUCAUUGUAGAAUAGAAAAAUUUCUGAAAUAGAUUUUUUCCUCCCAUAAUUUCAAUUCCGUAGAAAAAUAUCGCUCCAGUUUUACUUCCACACAAUUUCGAAUAUUACCAAUAAUUCCAAAAAUAGAACGACGCAGAUAAUGAAACAUCGUAAAAAAUUUAUCGCAAUUGAAAAAAUAUGUAAAUGAAAAACAGAAAAUAAAUAAACGAACAACAUUGCAAA